AUGGGUUUCUUUGUUCAAAAGCUGAAUUUUCAGCCUACAAGGAUUUCCAGGCGUCCAAAUAUUUUGCUGCUCAGUUUGGAGAAAAGGAUUAUUCCAAGGUGUUCAGUAUGGCUACUAUUGAUGUCUGGAGAUCUGAUUAAGGGGGAUGUGAACUUAACUACUGCGAUAGCAAUGAAGGAGAAGAAUUUCUUGGAGAAUUUUGUGAUCAAGUAUCAGCAUAUGGUACCUGAAGUUGUGAAUGCAUACCGUGUUCGAGAAAAGGUUUAUGUCCAAGAGUCCAAUUAUGCAACCACUGAUCUCAAGAUAUCUGAUUUAGGGGCAUAUGAGUCUAGUUUAUCGAAUCCGAAUCUUCUGCUACUUAGAUUGGAGAAGAGGAUUGCUCCAAGGUGUUCACUGUUCAGAUUUGCAACUUGCGAUGUUGAAGGAGCUGAUCAGGGAAAAUGUAAGCUUACUUAUGCAUUUAGAUGA
Molecule: messenger RNA, 468 nt
Organism: Ilex paraguariensis (yerba mate)
Lineage: Eukaryota; Viridiplantae; Streptophyta; Magnoliopsida; Aquifoliales; Aquifoliaceae
Source: the annotation of a GenBank genome assembly